Molecule: messenger RNA, 6070 nt
Organism: Cherax quadricarinatus
Lineage: Eukaryota; Metazoa; Arthropoda; Malacostraca; Decapoda; Parastacidae
Source: RefSeq, a predicted model, not a curated record
GAUUGCCUGAUGGCCCCCACUAAAGGGCCAGGAGCCAUGUAUAUUUGGCUGCUGGUUGCUGUAGCCAUCACGCUGACAGAUGCUUCACACAAACAUUCCUACUCUCCACACUUCCAGCACACGUCAUGGUUGGUGGAAGAGCGUUCUUUGUCGACUCUGGUAGACCUGGACGAGUACAUGGAAGACCUUGUUAAAUUGGCUCGUCUACAAAUUUCAAAGGCCUUCACGGAAGAAUCUCGCCGCUACCGCAGAGCACUGGACAUGGCAUCUAUUAAGGUGAAAGGAACUGAAGAUGUUGGCUUUGAACUUGAUGAAGAUCAGGAUUUUGGGACGAAACAGGUGACAGGGUUUCACUUCUUUACCCAUGAACAUGCAUCUUACUGGAUAUUUGGGAGCUCAAGGACUGAGAUGCAGACGGUGGCUUCCUGGUCUCCAGCGUCUCGCACCCUCACAACCAUAGCUAAAUUUCAACUUACCUUCACCAGCCUGGCAGAAGUUAACAUAAUAGCUGCCCAAUUCUACAACGGUUUUAUAAUCCUGGCUCUUGGCUCGUCAACAUCAAGGUUUGUGAGCAUAGUGUGCAUUAACGUGUCUACCAGACAGUUAAGUACACCACAAGUUAUACCGUCCAGGGGUGUAGUGGGCGCCCUGCAUCUCUUCAAAGCCUUGGAGAAGCUGUACCUUGUAAUAGGCGAACAAUACUUUGCUACUCCAGGCGAUGAUGCUGCUAACUCCGCGAUGUAUGUUAUGGUGGGAGAAUACUUCGACUACCUGGAUGACGCCCAGUUGACGGCCUCUGGAGUGACAGACAUAACAGGCUUUGCUGAUGCUGGUAGUUACUACCUCGUCUUUGGCAUGCAGUCAAUGGAAGGAUCACGUGUAUACGAAUUCAACCUGGCCCUGGAGACCUUGACCCUGACCCAACAACUUCCUGAGACUCGGGUGUUGAGCGUCCAUCACUACCUCGACCACCAUGACAACAAACAUUACGUCCUUCUAAUGAAUAAUGAUGCCCCAAAUAUCUACUGGUGGAACCAUAAGCAGUUGCAGAAGUGGCAAGUGUUGGACUAUCCCGAUGUUAUUGAUCUCACUAGCAGUGUUGGAGUCCUGCCAUUACACAACCUGGAGAACCUUCUCUUCGUAACCACAGGGGCAACAAUCACGCUAUAUGGAGACGACUUAACGGGCCACUACUCUCCUUCCUUCAGUCUACACACAUCUUGCAUUACCGUGAAGGACGUGUAUGGAGUCAGACUAGAAAAUAACUAUUAUAUAGUUUACAUUUGUUCAGCCACUGUAGACACUUUGGAAGCAAAAGUCCUCGAUUUGGAAGAUAUAAUAUUAGAUGAGGAACCUGGAGACCCACUGCUAAGGUGUCUGGCUGACUUGUCUAGUAUGCUAACAGCAAGAAAGUCUGAAGUUUCUUACCUUGAAGAAGUGAUCGUGAAAGACACUCUCAUGAGCGUCAACCAUGCCCAGGUUUGGAGUGGGCCUGUAGUCUUCCCGGAGUUGACCGUAACUGGUGAGAUGUCUGUUAGUCACCCGGUGGUUAUCGGGUCGCCAGUGGGAGCAACUGGAACUAACGAGUCUGUAGACCAUUACGAAGCUGCCCUAAUGAAUCUUGAGACAGAGGUAGAGGCUAUUAAAGAGGAACUACCCAUGGUGUUGCUGUACUCUGGCUCCCAGACCAUAUCUGGACCCAUCACUGCUACCUCCCUCUCCGUCGAUCACGUCUACUUCGAUGCACUCGUAUUGCAGAAGGUUAAUGGAUUUCAUUUGGGGAGGACAGCCCAAGAGUUUCUACUGGAUGAUGUUGAUCAAACAAUAGAGGGCAUGUGGCACGUAGACUAUCUGGGUACAAGAGUGUUCAGCACCCUGGGAGACACAGUACCCGGCAUGAUCUCUGGAGUAGUUAACAAGUGUCUCUGGAUUCGUGCCUCUAAUCUUCUGGCUACCGUGCCCACUAUGGACUACAUGCGGUGCAGUGCAGUAGAGCAGACAGUACUGGGACAACAUACGUACAAGACACUGCUAGCCAGGAAAAUCUGCGACACGCACUGCAGGAACUCUUCCAUUAUAAUUAAUGGUAUAAACACUGCCGACAUUGUCACUAAGGAAAGCAACGUUACACUUUCAAAUAAGGCUUUCACUAAUGUAAUGAUUACUGGAACAGUUUCUGCUGAAACUGUUAAUUCUAUGGUGGUCAGGAGACUUGCACACCAAGCAGUGUACACGGAUCGCACCUCAACACAAACAUUAGUUGGGAACUUCACCCUUAGUACAGUUUUGGUUAAGGGCAAUGUUGCUGCUUCCUCAAUCAAUGGCCUAAAUAUUGUAGACCUAGACAGCAGUGUUGUGAAGAGACAUGGUAACUACAGGCUGGCAGGUGGUCUAGUGUUCGCUGAAGACUUGGUGGUGAGUGGAUCAGUCCUGUUAGACAGCAUAAACGAAGUACUUUGGAGUAACAUUGUGGAUACAAACUCUCUUGACCAAAUUACCUCAACCUACCACUUCUCAGACGUGUCUAUAGAGAGUUCACUAGACUCUGACAGUAUUAAUGGCGUAAAUCUAAGUGAUGGGCCAGUCCUUGUCGACACCAACCAGAUAAUAAACGGCUACAUAAACUUCAAGGAAUCAGUAGGUGUGAGUGGGUCAGAAGGUGUAAUAAUGGAGGAAGGAGCUACAGUGAACACCAUAGAUCCCUCCAGCUUGCAGACACUAUCUGGUGUCACCGGAACCCUUCUUAUUGACGAGGAAAUUAUUUUCCAAAGUCCAUUAAUUUUGUCUGGUAAUGUGAAGGCACCUAGUAUUAAUGGCUUUCUACUUGACAGUCUUGACACUCUGUACUGGCGAAAGUCUGAGCAUCAGAGUAUUGAAACUACUGGCUACAUUCUGAAUGCAGUGUUCCAGGGUCCGGUGAUGGCUGACACGCUGAAUGGAUGGAUGAUAACAGAUUACCUGCAAAACACCGACCAGGAAACUGUAUUUAGUGACUACUCUUUCCAGGGUAGCGUGUUUGUCAGAGGUGGCCUAGUGAUGAGAGACGGAAGCAAGAUCGACAACGUCGAUGUGUCUGAAUUAAUAGACCAAAUUGUUACAGUAAACGGGUCUCAAACUAUUUUUGGGCACAAGAAGUUCAUCGGAAAAGUGAAUGUCGUAGACUUGGAGCUGCAAGGCAGACUGAAUGGCUUAGACGUAACUAAAGACCUGAUGAGACUGGACCAGAAUCUCCCACAGACUGGCCAUUUGACCUUCACCAGUCCAAUAGACAUGAUGACAUUAGAUGUAGUGGAGGCUGAUGUUACGCUGGAGUCUCUGAACGGCUUAGAUGUCCUAACCACCGCUAAUAACAUGGUGCUUUUAGGUGAAAAUGCCACUGUGAGUGACAGCAGUGGCCUCCAGUUCACCGGCGAUGUUCAUGUAAAAGAAUUACUGGUGCACGAGCUAGUGGAUGGUGUAAACAUCGAAGACUUGGUGCGGAGAGCCAUAAAGAAAUCUUGGAACACAUCUCAGCGGAUUUCCUCCAGAGUAGUUGUUGAGGGAGAUGUUUACCUUGCCGGCCCAGCCUCCCUCUCCAGUGUUAACGGAGAAGACUGGAAUGAACAUCUGAACAACGUUGUUCUCCUGAACUACAGCGGAGAGAUCAGUGGUAGAAAGACCUUCACUCUGCCUCUCUACAUGCAAGGACACUUCAACCCCACCAUAAUUAAUGGUUUGAGUUUACACGACUUUUCUGCUAGACUUCUAACUCGCUCUGGGGAACAAGUGAUCAGAGGAACUUACACCUUCACUGACAUCAUUGCAAGAGAAUUGUUUGCACCAAUGAUUGAUGGACAAAACCUGAGCAACAUCUUGCUGAUAGAUGAAGCGCAGCACGUCGAUGGUAGUCUGAUAUUUAAGGAAGUUUCUAUGUAUGGCUUAACGUCUGACACUGGUGUCUUAGAUGGCUGUGAUCUUCAAAAGCUUCAGAGUGGUGCGAUAUGGAAAGAUGUCGGCGAGCUGAACAUCAACGCUGAGGUGACUAUUGAUACCCUCGUGGUGGAAGGAGCAGCAACAGCUACUGCAGACAUGUCUGCAGUGAAGGCGGGCAACAAAAUAGACGUGAUCAACUUCCUAAAUUCACUGGUCCUGAAGUCUUCUGAUCAAAAUAUAACUGGUAUGGUGCACUUUCUUAACGAUAUGCACUUCACCCACCUUAAUGUAGACACGAUCAACAGCGUUAAUGUCGAAGAAUUUCUACGCGUAGGUGUGAUGAAAGACGAAAGUGUGGUAAUAAACUGUGAUUUGAGCUUCACAAAAGGAUUGACUGUAAAGCAUGUGGAGGUGAAGUCAGCCGUGUCAGGCGGCAGCAGCGGUGGUGUAUUGCUGAACGGUGUCAACAUCACUGAUGUACACAGUCGUGCAGUCUAUGCCGACGGUGGUUCAGUAGAAAUUGUGGGAAGGAAAGUCUUCUUAAAUGCUUUGUCCGUUCAUCACCUGGUUGCUGAGUAUGUUGGCAGUGUCGCUGUACAGAACCUGGUGGUACCAGCCAGGGAAGUGUCCAUGGCUGUUGAUUUCAUCUUUACUGCUCCAAUCAUAGUUUUUGGCAAUGUUCUGGUGUCUGGGCUGGUUGAUGGCAUAGAUUUGGAAGACUUCUUCUCUACCAGAGCUGUGUUUAAUACCACACAAACUCUGUUUGGAUCCUAUACAUUUGAGGCAAUGAGAGUGGAAGGUGAUCUACAGGUAGAAAUGAUAAAUAAUGUGUCUAUAUCUGACCUGGUACUGAGGUACAGCAGCUCACAGCAGGUAAUAUCAGGCACAAAGAUAUUGAAUGGUGGUCUCGUUGUUACCGGGGACAUCUUCGCCUCUACACUAAAUGGUUUAGACCUCUGGAAGCUGAAUAAUACACUAGUGAGACUAGACCGCAGUGUCACCAUAAAUACUCCUGUGGUUUUUGAGAAAAAAGUAACAUGCUCAGUGAAGGCGUUUGUCAAGAACACUGUCAAUGAUUUAGACCUCUCAGAACUAAGCCGCAAUCUGUCUACUCUGAGAACGAGAAUCACUGAACAUUAUCAUAGAAUUGACAGUAUCCUGAAUCAGUUUGGUUCACUUCAUGAAGAAAACUACGAAACUGCCAAAGGACUGUACUCUGAACUCUCGUACCUGGAGAAGAUAGACCUACCCAGAGACACUAAUGUAUAUGGCAGACUUUGGACUGGUAGGAUUCCUGGAGCAGAGGGUCAGUACCUGAAGAUAAUUAGUUGCCCAGAUCCUCCAUGUCGCUGCUCUACACAAUGUCAUAAAAGGGGAAUGGAUCGCACCCAAAACUCGUUGACAAUUGUGCUGAAGCUCGAUGAAGGUGGUGAGAAAAUUACACAAACAUGGAGCAUAAAAUCUGCCAAGGAAGCUGUUGACAUUGACUUGGCUUUUACUGACAACACCUGGUUCCUGUUUGUUGCAAAUACUUACGAUCCUGACGACACCAUUGCUCCUUACACUACCACCUCACAACUCUUCACUUGGAGCCACUCCACUCAAAUGUUCACCAUGGUGGCAGAGUACGUGGCGGAUCACACAUCGUCUGUCAGCUUCCUGCAGACAGUCUCGCCUCUUGAAGAAACCUUAUUUACUCUGGCACAGCUUAAGCUGGCAGAUUCUCCAGCGUUCAGAGACUGCCUGAAAUACACUACAAAAGUUCUAGUGUUCCGGUAUAACAUGAACACCAGGAAUUUUGAAGCAUACCAGUCACUUGCUGCAUAUGGUGUGGUAGAUCAGGCUGUGUUGCAUGUAGACGACACGCUCUAUCUACUACUAUUGUCUAAUUAUGAAGACAGUCUAUAUGUUUAUGAAUAUCUUCAUCGUGAGGGCUUCAUCCUACUCUACAAAAUUCGUGUAAAGGAUCCCUACUCUGUGCUUAUUAUGGAAGUGGAGAGACAAACAUUCGUAGUAGUGUCAACAAGUCGUGGUCUUGAGAGAUUCAAAGUCCACCUGAAGGGCGUAUCUCCUGACUUGCUGUAGAAUUUGGAAAGUUUCGCUUAAACUUUUUGUGGCUAUCUGAUAAAUUAUUUUUAAUAAAUAUGUAUGAACUCUA